AUGGCAAAGAAGAGAAGUGGAAACCCAAGAAAAAGAAAACCAAAGCAGAAAUCAGCGAAAUCCUCUAAGCGUGAUCUAGAGAAACUGGCGCAGCCGCCACUGGAGGAGAUUUUUGAACGGAAGGUCACGUUGGAGAGGAUCUCGAAGUCGUUGUCAAAGCACGAUAAAACGCUGUUUGAUUGCUUCCUAUUUCCAUUGUCCGCCAUGAGAGCAUUUUCGGAAGCAGACGACGACAGUUUUUCUCACUUUGAAGAAAGGCCGGACUGUAUCAUGGAGAUGAUGUUUGGGGCUGAAUCCCGAAUUGCAAAGAUCAUGCUUGAGCAGAGAAGGCAAAUAGAGGCCUGGAAGACAAGUGGAGCGCUCGUGGAUGCUCCGUUUAAGGAAGUAGCAUGCACUUUCUUAGAAGAUGCCGCCACCAAAUUGCUGGAGUUAAAUAUCCAGGAUCAUGAGAUAUUGCCUUCCGAGCUUGACUGA
This is a messenger RNA of Candidozyma pseudohaemuli, 474 nucleotides long. RefSeq lists its product as uncharacterized. Lineage: Eukaryota; Fungi; Ascomycota; Pichiomycetes; Serinales; Metschnikowiaceae. The coding region runs from base 1 to 474 and encodes 157 amino acids. The transcript has a single exon. The record is from RefSeq and is a predicted model, not a curated record.